Colletotrichum destructivum is the source of this 2538-nucleotide messenger RNA. Its product is annotated as Putative platelet-activating factor acetylhydrolase-like, alpha/Beta hydrolase. Gene Ontology annotation, molecular function: 1-alkyl-2-acetylglycerophosphocholine esterase activity. NCBI's taxonomy places the organism in Eukaryota, Fungi, Ascomycota, Sordariomycetes, Glomerellales, Glomerellaceae. The transcript has a single exon. Bases 647 to 2353 code for a protein of 568 amino acids. The record is from RefSeq and is a predicted model, not a curated record.
GCCAGUUCACCAACUCCCUCCAGUUUGAUUAUAGUUAUAGCCGCCUACAGCGAAGGCUGUGAGCACCUCAGUGCCUAUUUCGAAAUCGUGGGGCAGAUUAAACCUUGACAACUCAAAAUCGUAACUAACCAACGUUGAAUAGCAUGUUUCGGUGCAAACCGAAUUUGAGUCAUGGAAUUAUGGUUUCUGUUGUGCCACAUGAGCUCGAGAACUUACUGCUAUUCUGAUGGGAUUGAUCCCAUGGCAGGGGGGGGGGGUUGUUGAAUGACUAAACAUGCUGCAUUGGGAGUGUCAACAGUGCAUUGGGAUUUAGUUCUAUGCGAGGUGCUAAAACCAUUAAAAAAAAGAAGGGGGUUUUCGAAGGAAUCAUCUUAUGGGAGGUAAUGAAGAGAGAAAUGUUGGGAAAUACCCAAACAAGGUGACGGUGUUGCUCUGCAUCGCGAGUGAUGACGUAACGCAUCGCCGCCACAGCCGAGAGCUUCCGCCGUCAAUGUGCAAGUGACCAAGUGACAAAGUUGUCGCUUCUUGGCCGAUCCCGCUUCGUCAUCUUCCUCGUCUCCGUCUCCGUCUCGUCCAACACCAACGUCAGACACCCUUCAUUUCAAUACGGACAUCAUCAUCACCCAAUGAUUUCCACAAUACCAGCAUGGCAGGACGCCCGUUAGCCGAGUAUAGAGACAUCGACGUCGAACUCGAGGCACUGGCCGAUACGCAGGACUUUGAAGGCCCGGACUCUCCGCUUCCAUUCCUCGACGACCACGAACACGACGUCGACGACGACCGCCAUCACAAUCACACCGUCGCUGGCAGAAACGUGCCAAGGACAAGAUCCAACAUGGCCAGCAUCGUGAACACCACACCGAAAUGGAUGAGAUCGGCGCAGCCUUGGGGCCGGUCUUGGGGGCGAGCCGCUCUGGCAGUCGUCAAACCACGCCUGACCUUUGCAUAUGUCGUUUUCGGCCUCAUCACACUCUACGUCUUAUAUUGCGCUGUUACCCGCUCUCCUCUUCUGGCGUCGAAGCUGCCGAGGUAUACGGGCCCCUUCGAUGUCGGCGCCAUAGACGUCGAGGUCCCCGUCCGGACACCUCGCACGACGAGCGACGCAGUCUUCAAGAGCAGCGGGAGACCGGCCUUUGAGCUCGAGACUGUGCUUUUCACCCUCUACUACCCAGCGACAAGGGGCUCCAAGGGUACCGGCCAUCACUACUGGGUUCCGAAACCCGUCAGCAUCACCGCCGAGGGGUACGCGAGGGCCGCCCACUUCAACAACUUCAUAUCGCGGCCCGUCUUCACCUUCUUCCUGUGGGCCAUCGCGGGGAGCAUCACGAUCCCCGCCCAGGUCGACGUCCCGCUUCUACCGCCAAUCAGCGCCGAGGGCAGAGACGAGGGCAGAGACGAGUUCCCGGUUGUGGUCCUGUCCCACGGCCAAGCCAGCUCGCGGACGGACUACACGCACUACUGCGGCGAACUCGCCAGCCGUGGCACCGUCGUUGCCGCCAUCGAGCACCGCGACGGCAGCUCCCCGGCAUCUGUCGUGACGACAGAGGAUGGCACGGAGCGCAGGGUCAUGUAUAUGGACCAGAGCGAGCUCCGGGGCGGCGACGAGAUGGACCCGGACGACUUCAAAUUCGAGCAGCUCGCCUUCCGACAAGCUGAGAUUGAGGAAACCGUUUCCGUGCUGCAGUCAUUGCACGCAGGCAAAGGGUCCGUCGUCUUCGCCAGCAACGCCCGCAAGGAAGGCCGCGACCUCGCACAGUGGGAGGGCAGGCUCAACCUCUCCCAGAUCGUCAUCGCGGGCCACUCCCUUGGCGCAACGGGUGCCCUCCAGGCUCUCAAGGGCGCUGCCUCGGCCCGGAAUCCGGCCGUCGGCGGCAUCAUCCUCGAUCCCGGCAAGAGCAGCGGCAAGCUGAACACGGACAUCGACGUGCCGGUCCUCAUCAUCCACUCGGACUCGUGGUCCAAGAAGUUGACAUUAUUCUUCGGGAGGCCGCACUUCGACACCGUCAGGGACAUUGCCCGAGACGUGCUCAAGCGCGCGGGCUCGAGCUGGUUCCUGACGAGCCUGCGAACGAGUCAUCCGAGCGUCACCGACGCGCCGCUGAUCGAGCCUUUGCUCUUGCGGUGGACGACGGGGGCCACGAUCAACGUGCAUCAGGGACUGAAAGAGUACGUCGGUGUAUCUAUGGAGUUUAUGGAUUUCUUGAGGAACGGCACGAGGGAAGGGGUGCUGGCCGAGGGCGUGACGCAUCAAAAAUACGGGAACGAUACCAUGAGCGAUGAGCAAAGGAGCAGGAUACCCAAGGCGAUAACUAAGUACUGGCAGAUUCACGUAGCACCUCCUCGCCAAGAAUAAGGGGGCAAUCAUAAACAGUGUUGCUGCUCGAUUUUAGCGCUUUCCGGACUUGAUCUGGCAUCGUUUCCCUCUCAACGUUGAAAGGACCCGAUGGAAGAUGGAUUCCGUAGUUUGUGGGCGAUGCGAAGCGUAGAAUCCCGUUUGCUUUUUGCUCAGUCGCGAUCACAAUUCGCCCCCCCCUCAAC